This is a messenger RNA of Leguminivora glycinivorella, 2395 nucleotides long. RefSeq lists its product as uncharacterized. The transcript is spliced from 12 exons. The record is from RefSeq and is a predicted model, not a curated record. Bases 432 to 2345 code for a protein of 637 amino acids. Lineage: Eukaryota; Metazoa; Arthropoda; Insecta; Lepidoptera; Tortricidae. Gene Ontology annotation, biological process: DNA repair; DNA damage checkpoint signaling.
UAUUAUUUAUUGUUUAAUUCCUGUAUAAACGAUGAACUAAAUAAUUUAUUUCAAAUAACAAUGUCAAAAAGAUUUUUUCCUCAGCAGCCUGGCGAAAGAAAGAAGGCGAAGUUAGAUAUUACCAUAUCAGAUCACAAUUUUCCUUUGAGUCAAAAUGCAGCAGCGAAUAAUGAUUUCGACAACUGGGGAGAUGACAAUGACGACGAAAUGCUGCUCAUGGCAAGCCAGGCGUGCGAGCAGGCCUACGGCAACAACACCACCCUUCCCGACUUCAGCCUUUGUAUGCAGCCAGGUGCUACCAGCACCCAAAUGUUCCCACAACCAGGCCCUAGUAAAGAAUUCACGUUUAAAAAACCCACCGUUAACUCCCCGCUCUAACAUCUACCCAUUUAAAAGAUAAGUGUACUAGAAUAUCCUCUCCACUACCUGGUAUGUCUUCAAAAGUAAUAUCAAACGGAGAGACAAUGAAAUACAAUGAUGAUUUGAUUUAUAAUGACAAAGUGUGUAAAGGGCAAGACCCAGACCAUGUUUAUCGACAACUUCUCCAGUUACAAGAAGAGAAUGCCAAAUUAAAGUCAGAGAAUGGUAAAUUAAUGGAUAAGUGUGUGACUAAAGAAGGUGAGGCUUCUAUUCUGCGGACUCAGCUCAAGUCGUGUCAGGUGGCGGUGGAUAGUGCUAGGAUGGAGAAGAUAAAAGCUCAAGAGAAGGUGCAGAUGGAGUGGACUGAGAAACUAUCGGCUGUGAAUGGCCAAAUGCAUGAUUUGAGGACACAGUUGGAUUUUAAGAAUUUGGAAAUAAUCAGCAUCAAGGAGAGAUGUAGGAUGCUGGAAUCCUCAAAAGUGAAAUUAACUCAAGUCACAGUGCCAAAUAAUGACAUAUCCUCAAGCCACCGACACAAUAUGAAUUCCCAUCACAACAUGUCUUUAACCCAGAGGAGAGUGAAGACAUGUGUCGCUGCCGCUCAGACAGACAGCAAGACACACUUCUUGAAGCUACACAAAUCUCACAAUUCUGCAAAGCCAAACCUAACCAGCCUCCUCCCUGCAAUCCUCGAGCCCACAACAGAACAGUCAACGCUCCUCGAUUCCAACGAGAAGCUGCAAACAGACUUGGACCAAUCGCAGCGCCCCUGUCGGGUCUUUAGCACCUUUCACAGAGUCCCUGCCACUACUGUGUCCAAGCCGAGAGAUGGGAAGAUGACUAUUGGGUGUAUACAUGAGGACUUGACUAGUAUAGCUAACGGUGAAAAUGUUCUGGAGAAAUUUGACAAGAUCGUGAAAGCGACAUGCGCUGUGCUAACACAAGUGCAGCAGCAGCUAAAGGAAGUGCAGUCGCGAGCGACGACCGCCUUCCAACGGGACAUGGACCAGCGGUACAUCGACGUCUCCGGGACUUUCGUACCGGUACCGAAGCGGAGCUUGCUCUCUGGCAGAGCGCUGUACAAAGAAGAACAAGGCAUACUAGCGCGACGAAUGGUAGCCACUAUAGCGUUCCUACUCGACCGCUCAACCAAGAUAAUUCCAAUGGAACAAAUCAAAAAAGUCACUCAAAAUGUGCACGACGGAAUUCUACAAGCUUUAAAUGAUGUAUGCAGUUUACUGGACGCUACGUGUUGCGGCACCCUAUACAACGGGCUCCUCUACGCCGCGACCCUCCUACCCCUCCGCGCGCUCCUCAAGCCGCUCAUCUCGUCCCGGCCCUCUCCGUUCGUCUCGUGUCGGAUAUUGAGAGUCUUGAGGAGGACACAACAAAAUAUUUGUGGUGGCAGCGGGAAUAUGAGGAUAGAUUUGGAGCAGGGCGUGCUGCUUUAUAAGAAAGAUUCGUGCCAUCUACAUGUACUUUUGAAACAAAUCGAAGUGGCGCUGAAAUGUAUAGAAAAACAGAACUUAGUCUCAGAGGCGCUAAGUACAGCGCAGGACCUACUUGGAGUACAUAGCAACUGCAACGCUAGGCAUAACGCACAAGAAAACAGGUGUGAUUGUCAACUUCUGCUGAUACAAGUACUAGUGAUCGCUCUGAGGAUAUGCUCCGUCAUGCUGAAGGCUUGUCAGUCAUCUAAAGAUAACAAUGUAUCAUCGGAGCUAGCAUCAGUGUGUCGCGGCGGCAUCGCGGUUCUACACCAGCGAGCGUCGCGUGACGUGGAGUUCUGCUCCUCGCUAGGGGGCGCUGAGGGUCCUGCGUUGGAGUUUAUUGAAACUAUGAGGGGCUUUAAACAGUCUGAGAUGUUUGAAAACAUGUUGACAGAGUUAGCGGGGACAUUCCAAUGCGCGGCGGAGGACUCGCCGCCAUCUUACCAUAGACAAGCCUGGGUCAAGAGCUUCGACGCCUUCUCUCUGGCCGAUUAAUGUUUGUGAUUAAUAAUAAAAAAUAUACAACUUUUGUACUUACAGUGUAA